AUGGCAUCUAAAAUAGAAACCAAAGUCUUAACCAGCGUUUAUGAGCGUGUGAUACAGUUCAAUCCACAUUUAGAUCCGAGAUUAAACCCGGCAGUACAUUAUGGAACAAAUACGCACCUGUUGGAGAUCAGAAAUGAGAUGGUCAAAGUUGGAAUCUUGAAACUCAAGGAGAGAAGGCAGAAGUUAUUCGAUUUGUUCAUCCAGGACUUUUUGCAAGAAGAAAGAGAACUGCGAUCUGUGGAUUUAGCAUAUAUAAACACUCAACCGUGA
Molecule: messenger RNA, 270 nt
Organism: Acanthoscelides obtectus
Lineage: Eukaryota; Metazoa; Arthropoda; Insecta; Coleoptera; Chrysomelidae
Source: the annotation of a GenBank genome assembly